AACCGGCGUCCGGAAGCUGUCCGAAGCUCCGUCGCCACUGGGAAAGGAUCUGGGAGACGCAGGGCCAGAGGGCCGCCUUUGUACGCGAGAACGGAACCUGAGCGGAACGUCCGGAACCGGCGUCCUAAUGCUGUCCGAAGCGUCGCCAUGACUGGGGGUGCGAACCUGAGUGGACGGCGGAAUCUGCGUUCCGAAGCUUCGUCGUCAUUGGGGAUUGAUGUGGAAGAUGCAGGGUCAGGGGGUCGCCUUCAAGCGGGAGACCGGAACUUGAGCGGACGCCCCGGAACCGGCGUUCAAAUUCUGCCCGAAACUUUCCCAACCGGCGUCCCAAUGCCCGUCCGAUCUGUCGCCAUCCCCGGGGCUGCGAGGACGGAUCCGAGUGGACGUCCGGAACCGGUGUCCGACUGCUGUCCGAAGUGUCCCCGUCAUUGGAGUGGAUGUGGGAGACGAAAAGCCAGGGCCCCGCCUUCAAGCGUGAGGACGGAAGCUGAGCGGAACGUCCGGAACCCGGUGUCCAAAUACCGUCCAAACGCCGUCCAAACUGUCGCCAUCAUUGGGGUGCGAGGACGGAAGCUGUACCAGACGCCUGGAACUGGCGUCCGAAUACUGUCCGAACUUUCGCGAGGCUCGUGCGAGCGUCCUGAACCGAUGGAGAGGCGAAUGAAGGUCGCGGCAGGAGCAUGUACGCUCUUACGCGGACCCGGGGCGUAGACCGUGUGAAUGGGCCCACCAGAAGGGCCGUGUGAGGAAUAGAAGAGAUCCAUUGUGUAAGGGACAUUGGGGUACCAUUGAAAUGUUUGACAAAGGAGGCGACCGUAAGACACGUGUUUGGAGACGGAAGGAACUGGAACUUAUCAAAACGAGCACGUUGGGAUUAUCACGAGUUUACCAUCUAUUAAUGGUAGAAGGAAGGUUGGAUCAAACGGUUGCUUACAUCUCCACUUACUUUUCCUCUUCGCUCGUGAACAAGACAGAGACAAUUUAGCAGAAAAGAUGAGUGAAGGUUGAUUGAAGACUGAUCAUGGUAGAAUCUAUCAAGUGCU
This is a messenger RNA of Klebsormidium nitens, 1043 nucleotides long. NCBI's taxonomy places the organism in Eukaryota, Viridiplantae, Streptophyta, Klebsormidiophyceae, Klebsormidiales, Klebsormidiaceae. The record is from the annotation of a GenBank genome assembly.